GUUGAAAAAGGGACACAGACAACCUGUUGAACGUGUGAAAUUUAGCUGAUUUCUUCGGAUGUGACAGCUCAAAAUGUCGAGGUUUUACUCGUAGGAACAUUACAGCAAGCUGUUGGACUGGUUACAGUAUAUUUUGAGCCUGUGUCAGCUUUCAAAAAUGGCGACUUUGACUGAAAUGGGAGAAGAAGGUCUGCGGAAAAUGUUGGAAGUUUGUACCGAUUUUACAACCAGACGACAGAUCCGUAGAGCACUACGUGAGAUUCAGUUUGGAGCUAUACCCGGCUUAGUAGUGGCUUCUUGCAACAACAACUUGGACAAAACUUACAUCUCAAACAAAAUGGCCGAGGAUCAUUCAAACCCCGAACUGGAACAGAAGCUUAAAACAGUUACAGAUGAAGACGCGCUAUCAAAAAUGCUCCUUGAGACGACUGACUUCCACGACCGUAGAAAGAUCCGUACGGCCAUCAGAGAAAUGAGGAAAAAGAAACUAGGUGAUCAUGAGGGUUCUGCAUCACCAAUCAGGUCUGUCAAACCAAAGAAAGCACCCAAGCAAGAACUCAACCUGGACGGGAUCACUGAUGAAGCUGUCCUGAGGAAAAUGUUGGAAGACAGUGAUGAUUAUGAAGACAAGAAAAAGAUCAGAGCUGCCAUAAAAGACAUCAUCAGCAGAGCCAGAGAUGUUGCUGGUGAUAUCAUCAUGAAAGAUGAAGAAGCUUACGAAGAGAAACUACGCCAACAAGAGGAGGAGGCUGAGAAGCUACACAUAGAGGACAUGAAGCCAAGCCAGAUAGAAAUGAUGAUCACAGAAGCUCCUCCUACCGAUGAACCUAAUCCUGACGGAUCUGUUGACUUCACAAAAAUCCACUGUAUUAGCACUCUUGAGAAAAUGCUUGCCGAUAUUGACGACUUUGGUGAGCGUACCCAGAUCCGUGCUCGCAUCAAGGAGCUCCGUGAGCAGGAUCUAGAGGUCCCUGAUUACCCGGACGCCAGACGCCUCUCUGAAGGUUUAGAAGCCUACUACAUGGAUGAGAGAGGUCGUAGGAGGAGUAGUUUGAUUGACCGCGCUGCUCUGGAGGAGCUUAAUAAGAACGCUGCUCCUACUGAUGAUAAUAUCUGCUAUGAUGAGAUUGAAGAUCCUGCAGAGCUGGAGAGAUUAUUGGAAAAAGCUGUAGACAUCGGUGAGAAGCGACAGAUUAGAGGCUGUCUGAAAGAACUGCAGAAGAGACUUGCAGGUGGAACAGAAGAGAAAACUGACGACGUCAAACCCCCAGCUGCAGCACCUGCCAAGACACUUAAGCCUACCGGUCAGUUAUACGGUUCUCGGAAAUUUUACAAGUCUUCCAUGACUAUUCAACUUGCGUCACCGACUGUGGAGUUGAACCAACAAAGUACUGAAAUACAAACCAAGACAUCUGCUGACAAUGAGGAAAGUUAUCAAGCAUCUGAAGCUGUUAGCAGCCAAGCAGAGUCGGCCUCACAGGCAGAAAAAACUUCCUUGGAGUUUGGAACAUCUAGCAAGUUGGAAGUGACUGAGGACUUCGAAAGAGAUGAGAAAGUCGACAGUGCUGAAAAGGAAAGCGAAAGGUCUGCUGAUGAAGAGACUCUCCACGUUGCUGAUUCUUUGUCUUCGUCAAAGAGCCACAGAGAGAAAGACAACAAGGAACUGGAUUAUGAGGAGGAAAGCUCUACUUCAAAGUCUGCAACCGCCUUGCAAUUCAAGAAGUUGGAGAUUGAAGAGGAGAUGCUUUCCUUGGAAUCAGAGAAGACAAAGGAAGAAGUCAUACCGUCCAUAUCUAUGCCCACAGAAACUGUCAUAUCCAAUAAGGUAGAGGUGGAACAGUCUGUUGAUUCUGAAGCAGCACUGCUAAAGUCAAAGAAGGAAGAAGUUGCAUCUUCUAAGGUGUCAUCUUGGGCAGCUGAGAAGUCCAAGAAAGAAGAAGAUGCACCUUCCAAGUCAUCUACCUUUGAUGCUGAGAAAUUGAAGAAGGCUGCAGAAUCGAAGCUUUCUUCUUGGGAAACUGAAAAGACUAAGAAAGAUUUAGAGGCUUCAUCCAAGGCUUCUGCUUUGGAAUCUAAGAAGCUGAAAAAGGAAGAAGUUGCACCAUCUAAGCUUUCAUCUUGGGAAACUCAAAAAUCCAAGAAGGAUGAAGUCACUUCCAAAGGUUGGGAAUCAAGGAAAUUAAAGAAGGAAGAAGCUGCGUCAUCUAAACUCUCAUCUUGGGAAGCUGAAAAGUCCAAGAAAGAUGAAGUUACCCCAUCCAAGCCUUCUUCAUGGGAAUCAAGGAGACUCAAGAAAGAAGAAGCGGCACCAUCUAAGCUUUCAUCGUGGGAAACUGAAAAGUCUAGGAAAGAGGAAGCUUCCCAAUCUAAGACUUCUGCCUGGGAAUCAAGAAAACUUAAGAAAGAUGAUGCAAUAACACCUAAGCCCUCUCCUUUUGAAUCUUAUAAAUCUAAGAAAGAUGAAGUUGCUCCGUCCAAGACGUCACCAUGGGAAUCUGGGAAAAAGAAAGAAGAAGUUUCAUCAUCUAAGUCUUCAAUCUGGGAAUCAAAUAGAUCCAAAAAAGAAGAAUUUUUAUCGUCCAAGUCUUCCGCAGGUUCGAAGUUCUCUUCCACCGACAAAAACAAAGACACCAGUAUUAAACCUGAUUCAAAACUUUCUACACCAGAGGCUGGUAAAGCAAAAGUGGACACCUCUAGAUUUUCAACCACUGCCGCCGAUUCCAGCAAGACAAAAGUCGACGCAUCAAAGUUCUCAACUCCGUCCAGAUUCGAGUCAACUCAGCGAGAGAAUGAAAAAAACAAAAAGGAGAGCACGAUGACAACAAGAACAACAAAGUUUGGUUCGUCUUUAACUGAGAGUGCAAAAACAAAAACUGAGGCAGUGAAGCUUGACAAAAAUGGAAAGGUGACAGAUAAGUCGGGCCUUUUUGGCUCACGCAUGUCUAAAUUCAGCUCGCCUGCUGCGGAACCUGCCAAGUUGACAACUCCCGGCUCAGCGUCUGCUUCUGGAUCCAAGCUGGGAAACUUGAGGAGCAAGUUUUCUAGCUGCGAGACGACGUCCCGCACCGAGUUCAGGAAAGAAGAUAGAGCACUCAAAGGAACCGCAGGCAAGGUCAGCCAGGUGUCUAGCAAGUUUGGUGGUAGCUGUAGCGGUAGUAGUUGUGGUAGCACCCCAGCACACAGUCCCUCCGGUUCCGUGCCGUCCUCCCCCAGGAGGAGCUUUGGAACGAUCCAAGCCAAGUCCGGUGUCGCCAAGUCAUUUGAAUUUGGCAACAUAUCCAGCCCAAGUAUUGCCCCAAGCACCGUCCGAAGUACAAAGACGGAAACCACUGCCGUCAAAACGAAAUAUGGAGACAACAAACCGUCCUCGGAUUCUCAGAAUGUGUCUUCCUCGAAGUACGCCACCAAGACAUUUGAGAGCUCUUCAUCAUCGACCUCGUCUUCCAAGACAUCGACUCCUUAUGGGAUGAAGACGACAAAAGUAGACAUCCCGUAUGGUAAAGAUCGCCAUGAGAAAGAAGGGAUAAUGUCCCUGGAGAUUAAAACGACAGGAGAUCGGACAAUCAGGGUAGAGCCAUCGUCAAAAUCUCAGCUUGGCAGCGGAACCCAAUCCACUCGCAUCGAGUCAAAGUUUGGUGAGUCCAAAUUUGGCGGGUCAAAGUUUGGUGACUCAAAGUUUGGAGGCUCAAAGUUUGGUGAGUCAAAAGUCACCGAGUCAAAGUUUGGCGACUCGAAGUUCGGAAGUUCAAAGUUUGGAGAGUCAAAGGUCACUGAGUCAAAGUUCGGAGGGCGUUCGGACCUCAAGUCAUCAACUGAUCAUCUGAAAAAGAAAUCUGCGUUUGAGUCGAGAUUCGAGAGUAAGGAGAAAUCGUUUGGGGACAAGAUGCCGCCAGUUAUGGAUGAGAUAGAGGAUGAGGAUGCUCUGGAAAAGAUGUUGGAGGCGGCUUCUGAAUUUGAAGAGAGGAAGAAGAUCCGGGCCAGGCUCAGGGAAGUCCGCAAGAAGAAACGAGAGGAACAAGACAAGAAGAUUGCCAUACAGCAGAAGGCCAUCCAAGAUGACAUUGUAAAUGAACGAUCCGAAGCCAAGGCCCAACGCCUCAAGGCAUUCGACAAGUACCCACCGCUCAAACCCAAGGACUCCACAACGGUGGCUCUCAACAAUAACACACAGUUCAGCAAUAAGAACACAACAGUCGAGGACACAGAUGGCAAGACGAAAACAAAGACGACCACGUCGGUUACUGAGGGCCCUGGAUCCAAGUCAGUCACGACGACGAUGCAAAGCAAAACAGAAGAUAAGGAUUCAAAGUCAGAACAUUUCAGACAGGAAAGUAGAUCAGUCAAGACCAGUGAAACUGGAACAAGUAGCAGUUUCUCAGCGAAGAGUUCCAGUGUCAGUUCCAGCAUGUCAUCGUCGAGCAGCGGCACACCAACUGGUACACCAGCAAGGAAGAUGAGUAAGUUUGAGAUGGAAAUGGAGGAGAAACGCAAACAGAGAGAGAUGAAGAGAACUGAUGAGGAGAAGAACUGGAAAGAAUACAUGGCGAAAAAUGAGAGAGACAUAUCCAAGUUAGAGAUCUUCAGUGCGUCAUCUCUUAAGCGCAGAAAGCAAGAUGACUAUGACCGCAAGAAGAGAGAGAUUGAAGCCGCGAAGAAGAAGAAAGACGCCCUGAUGAAUAAGUUUGGCGGCAAAGCUGAUGAGAGUGGUGGCUUUGGGAAGGGGACCGGGAUGUCAGCGGUACCCAAUGCAAACACCAUCAAGCAGAAACUGUUGGAAUGGUGUCAGAGAUGUGCACGUGGAUACCCGGAAAUUCAGAUAACUAACUUCUCAUCCAGCUGGGCUGAUGGUAUGGCAUUCUGUGCAGUCGUCCACUAUCACUUCCCAACUGCUUUCGACUUUGAAACCCUGGAAAAGAAAAACAGACGGAAGAAUUUUGAUCUAGCCUUCGAUACGGCCGAAAAAUACGCUGACAUCAUGCCACUCCUAGAGACAGACGACAUGAUCAUGAUGAAGAAUAAACCUGAUUGGAAGUGUGUCUUCACCUAUGUACAAAGUCUCUACCGUCAUCUCAGCAAGAUCAAGUAGUCGCCUCGCUGCCAGGAAAAAGUCUCAAAUAGAAUUAUAAUUAUGCAAGGUUUGAAUAACAAAAUAAUAGUCAAACUAUAGUAUAUAUUUGACCUGAUCAUUAGGAAUGUACGAAGCACCAGACGUGUCAUACAACUUAACAAUGAUGUACUAACUAAAAGUUAAAGUUGGGAUUGUGCUUGACCGAGAGCAAAAAACCAACGAUAUUGUUUUGGGCUUUUGAAUUGUGCAUUUUUAAGGAGCAAGGUCAUUAAUGAAGAUGAACCUUUUGAUGAGAUGAAAUAAGUCACAAAAUCAUACAAUAUGCUUUUUAAGCCACCCCAUGUUUACUUGAAUCCUGUGAGAUCUGAUGAGGGUUGCAUGCUUGGACCUAUAACAAGCGUGAUUGAUUGUCCAUUGACCAACUAUAUGAUCAAAACCAGGUGAUUAAGUUUAAGGACUUAGUAUUAAUGUGAGAAAAAGGCAUACAUUAAUCAUGGAGUUCAAUUGACAGUGAUCUUCUUUAGUUCUUCUAUUCUAUUGGAAUUGCUUACAACUUUGUGACUUGUUUGCAUUUGUCAGGUCAUUGAUAUAGCGAGUGUGUGUGUAGUGUACAUGUGAGACUAGGGCCUCUUUUCAUAGAGCUGUUAAACAGAAAAUUAUGGCUUCGAGUUUUACUAAUCCUCUUUGGAGGCCGUCUGUAAUUGUCACAAAUGGGCUGAUUCAAACUACCCAUAAUGGCCCACAAAAUAAUGGCUAGUACAAAAUUGCUGAUAGUGGCCAUACAAAUGGCUCGUACUGAAACAUUUAUAGUGGCCACAAAUGGCAUAGUGGCCAUACAAAUGACUGGUACCAAAAUGCAUAUAGUGGCCACAAAUGGCUUGUACCAAAACGUUUCUAGCGGCCAAAUGGAUUGUACCAUAAUGGCCACAAAUGCCUUAUAAGAAAAGUAUAGUGGCCACAAAUGGCUUGUAUCAUAAUGGCCUCAAAUGGCUUGUAAGAAAAGUAUAGUGGCCACAAAUGGCUUGUAACAAAAUGUUUCUAGCGGCCAAAUGGAUUGUACCAUAAUGGCCACAAAUGGCUUGUAUCAUAAUGGCCACAAAUGGCUUGUAUCAUAAUGGCCACAAAUGGCUUGUAAGAAAA
Molecule: messenger RNA, 6208 nt
Organism: Asterias rubens (European starfish)
Lineage: Eukaryota; Metazoa; Echinodermata; Asteroidea; Forcipulatida; Asteriidae
Product: microtubule-associated protein futsch-like
Exons: 22
Coding region: 158-5086 (1642 amino acids)
Biological process (GO): actin cytoskeleton organization
Cellular component (GO): filamentous actin; microtubule organizing center
Molecular function (GO): protein binding
Source: RefSeq, a predicted model, not a curated record